CAGCAUGGCACUAGAAAGGAGGAGGUCACAACGGAGACAAGUACGAGAGAAACCAAUUAACAAAUGCAGAAUAUACUGUAGAAGAUUAAGUGCAUUUUUAUUUUCUCAUUUGGGAUUAACUUCUCUAGUUAUUUGUUAUACAAUUGUAGGUGCAAUUGCAUUUAAUCGUUUGGAAAUUAACAACGAAGAAGAACUAGUGCUGAAGAUGAACAAAGAGAGCCAAAAUGUUGUGUUACGUUUAUGGGGAGUCACCGUUGCUUUUAAUAUCUUACACAAACAAAACUGGACCAAAUCUGUCGAAGAUGAAAUUAGAAUCUAUCAGGGUAAGUUAGUAGAAGCUGUCAAAGGUGGUUACGAUGCUCAAGAAAAUGGAAGAAAUCAGUGGUCGUUACCGGGUGCGUUUCUCUACUGUCUUACGGUCAUCACUACGAUAGGUAAGUAACGUGUAGAAUGAUUUAAAUUGAUUAGAAAUAAAAAUUUAUACAUUAAUUUCUAAGAAUAAACAUUGUGUGAAACUCUUAACAAAUUUUAAAAUAACAGAAAAGUUAUUUUUAGUCAUCCCUAUACGACUUCCAAGGGCGGAAACCUCCCACGCGCGCAUUGUAAAUAAUAACUACGAUGUCACUUGACUGAUAUUUUAAAUAUAAACUUUAAAACUUUUAGAACGAUAAAGUAUAUUUUUAAUUAUUCUAAUUAAUUGCAACUGGUACUUAAAGUAUAA
Messenger RNA from Centruroides sculpturatus (bark scorpion), 721 nucleotides. RefSeq lists its product as uncharacterized. Gene Ontology annotation, biological process: stabilization of membrane potential; potassium ion transmembrane transport. The transcript has a single exon. NCBI's taxonomy places the organism in Eukaryota, Metazoa, Arthropoda, Arachnida, Scorpiones, Buthidae. The record is from RefSeq and is a predicted model, not a curated record. Gene Ontology annotation, cellular component: membrane. Gene Ontology annotation, molecular function: potassium ion leak channel activity. Bases 5 to 442 code for a protein of 145 amino acids.